Messenger RNA from Cynara cardunculus var. scolymus (artichoke), 1886 nucleotides. Its product is annotated as rab9 effector protein with kelch motifs-like. NCBI's taxonomy places the organism in Eukaryota, Viridiplantae, Streptophyta, Magnoliopsida, Asterales, Asteraceae. Gene Ontology annotation, molecular function: protein binding. The record is from RefSeq and is a predicted model, not a curated record. Bases 1 to 1857 code for a protein of 618 amino acids. The transcript is spliced from 8 exons.
AUGGGAAACAAUGGCGAUAUUAUUGUCAACAAAGCAAUGUGGUUGUACCCAAGAUUCAUGGGCUUUAACCCUUCUGAAAGAUGGGGUCAUUCUUCUUGCUUCUCUAAUGGUUUCCUCUAUGUCUUUGGUGGAUGUUGUGGUGGUCUACAUUUCAGUGACGUUCUAGUGCUAAACCUUGAAACCUUGGCAUGGACCAAUCUAGCAACCACGGGUGCCGGCCCUGGUCCGAGGGACAGUCACAGUGCCGUCAUUGUGGGUCACAUGAUGAUAAUAUUCGGUGGAACCAACGGCUGCAAAAAAGUUAACGACAUUCACAUUUUGGAUCUCUUGACACGCGAAUGGACACGACCAAACUGUAAAGGAGUCGCUCCGACGCCUCGAGAGAGCCAUACGGCCACUGUCGUUGGCCAUGACCGAUUGGUGGUUUUUGGUGGCAGUGGUGAAGGGGAUGCCAAUUAUUUGAACGAUUUGCAUAUUUUGGAUCUCAGAACGAUGAGGUGGAGUUCACCCGAACCGAAGGGCGAUGUCCCCGUGCCGAGGGACAGUCAUAGUGCUGUCGCCAUAGAAAACAAAGUUUUUGUCUAUGGAGGCGAUUGCGGAGACCGCUACCGUGGUGACGUCGAUGUUUUCAAUGUUGACACUAUGACUUGGUCAAAGUAUGCUGUUCAAGGCCCGUCACCGGGGGUUCGAGCAGGACACGCUGCAGUCACUGUUGGGACAAAGGUUUUCAUGAUCGGUGGAGUUGGUGACAAGCAGUAUUAUAACGAUGUUUGGGUGCUUGAUACGAUCACGUGUUCGUGGACUCAGCUAGAGGUUCGAGGCCAACAGCCGCAAGGGCGUUUUUCGCAUACGGCUAUCGUCGCGGAUUCUGAUAUAGCCAUUUACGGAGGGUGUGGUGAGGACGAGAGGCCACUCAACGAGCUACUCAUCUUGCAGCUGGGAUCGGACCGUCCAAAUGACCGAUAUAACAACUGCAUAUGCACGGUGUUUGGAAGCCAACGCGACCAAGAAAAAAGACACCUCUUACACGAACAUCAAGCCAACACGAAACGGUCGUCGCCAUUCAAUUCAGAUCCGAUGCACACGAAAAGAAAAAGAAUGUCGAAUUUAAAAGCGUGUGAAGUGAUAGAAUCAGAACCCGAAGAACACUCACUUUCCCUCUCCCAACAUUCAUCUCCGUCUCAUUCCGAUCAAGAACGAACUCUAGUGAAACAACCUUCAAACUCAGCCGCUCAAACUUUGCCGUUUUUUAAGCAUCAAAAUCAAAUUUCAACCAGUAGCAAGCAAAUCCCAGGUACCCAAUCGAAUCCUAUCACGAUCCUCAGUCGAGCGACACCCAAUCUGCAGUUCGUCCAAGAACAAUCCGAUCACCUGAAAAACCAUCAUGCAACUCGCCGAGAUCAUAGAAACUUUGAGGCAUUGCGUGUUCAAAACCUGAUUGGCGCAGAAGUUCACGGAAAAGUUGAUGGAGCAUUCGACUCAGGUUACUUGAUGACUGCAAUGGUUAACGGUCGGAUCUUCAGAGGAGUCUUGUUCCCUCCAGGGCCAGAGGUUGUUUCAAGAGGAGGUUUUCGCGACAGCCAUAGUCGCAGAUCGCCCACGAGCCAUAUGGCUCAAAGAAACCUGCAUGUAAAUCGUGCUUUCAUCAGGCACUCGAACCAUGCACCGGCUCAUGGACCAGAACCGAACCAUCAUGGUUACCAACUCCAAGAUCAUGCAGUCCAUAGACCAUCACCGGUGGUUAGGUCAGUUCCAGGUUUAUCGUUGGGGAGAGAACAAGCGAAGGUUCAGAACCAUGAACUCCAUGGUGUGCUUCUUACGCUGGGUGGUCCAGGGAGCGGGCACGGUGGCUCGUAGCUAGAUCAAAUGGCUCAGACCCUAGCUUU